Molecule: messenger RNA, 843 nt
Organism: Nanorana parkeri
Lineage: Eukaryota; Metazoa; Chordata; Amphibia; Anura; Dicroglossidae
Product: NXPE family member 2-like
Exons: 4
Coding region: 1-843 (280 amino acids)
Source: RefSeq, a predicted model, not a curated record
AUGAUGGAGCUUGGGUGCUUGGAAAGAUCCAAUAUAGGCGUGGAAAUUCCAAAGAACAUUGGCAGUGUUGAUGUUCAGCAAUGCAACAGAAAUUCUAGAAAACCAGAGUCAAAAUGCAAAACCGGGGAAGAUCCUUUAUUGCCGAGUGGUUAUUUUUUCAAUACACAAUGGAACCCUGCCAACUGUAAAAGUUAUCUUCCAGAGUCCUCUUCUGCCAUCAGCAAAUGUCUGUCUGGUAAAAUGAUCUAUUUCAUGGGAGAUUCAACAUUGCGCCAAUGGAUUGAGUACAUGCCAAAAGUCAUAAAAACAUUGAAGUUUUUUGACAUGCAUGGAAUGGGCAAUCACAGGGCUCUCUUAGCUUUGGACCUGGACAACCAUUUGUAUGUCAAGUGGAAGAAGCAUGGGCACCCAUUUGUAACUCAUUACUUCUACACCAUGAGAGACUUCUCAUAUAUAGCCAGGGAAAUUGACCAACUCGCCGGAGGAUCAAACACAGUCAUUGCCAUCACGCUGGGACAGCAUUUUAGACCUUUCCCCAUUACGCUUUUCAUCAAAAGACUUCUCAACAUACGUAAAGCAAUAGAGAACCUUUUCAAAAGAAGCCCAGACACAACGGUCAUCCUAAAGACAGAGAAUACCCGAGAGAUCAAUCCAGAUGUAGAACGAUUCAGUGACUUUCAUGGCUACAGUCAGUACCUCUUAAUGAAGGAAGUCUUCUUGGGUCUUAAUGUUGGGGUCAUUGAUGCUUGGGACAUGACCACAGCUUUUGGAUCUUAUGAUGCUCAUCCAGCUGAGACCAUAAUUCAGAAUCAGAUCAACAUGUUACUGUCUUUUAUCUGUUAG